AUGGCAACCCAUCAGGGCCUCGCCGGCCUUCUGCUCAUGAUUCUCUACAACGUUACUCUCCAUCCCCUCCGCAAGUACCCAGGCCCCAAGCUCUGGGCCGCGACCCGUAUCCCCUACGCCCUCAUGAUCAUCCGCGGUGACCCGCACAAGACUAUCCUCAACCUCCACCAGCGUUAUGACACCGACAUCGUUCGCAUAUCCCCUAACGAGCUCUCCUUCCAGCACCCCGACGCCUGGAAGGAUAUCAUGGGUCACCGCAGUCAGUCCGGGGAGAACGAGAAGGAUCCGGACAUUGUCGAAGAACGCCGCAUCGACAUCAUCUCGGCCGGCCGCCGUGACCACGCGCGCUACCGCCGCAUACUCUCCCACAGCUUCUCCGCCCGCAGUAUGCAGGACCAGCAGCCCAUCAUCCUAACCUACAUCGACCUCUUCAUGAAACGCCUCCGCAGCGCUGCCGGCCAGGGUCCUGUUGACAUGGUGAAGUGGUACAACUCCACCACCUUUGACAUCAUCGGCGACCUUACCUUUGGUGAGUCCUUCGGCUGCCUUGAAAGCUCCACCAGCUAUCACCCCUGGGUCCGAGUCAUCUUCGAGAACAUCAAGAUGUUGUCCCUGAUCAACCUUGCCCGCAGCUUCUGGAUCCUCGCACCACUGCUUAAGAUGCUCGUACCUAGGGACCUCAUUGAGAAGGGCAAGUCACACCGCGCCUUUGUCCGCGAGAAGGUCGACCGGCGGAUGGCACUUGGCACGCCGCGGCCUGACUUCGCUGAGUCCAUGCUGAAGAAGGGCAACGAGCCACUAAGCCAAGAAGAGAUCUAUGAGAACUCCGGCUUGCUCGUCAUAGCUGGCUCCGAGACGACAGCCACGGCGCUCUCCGGCGCUACCUACCUCCUGGCCACCAACCCGGACGCCCUGGCCCGGCUCAGCAGCGAAGUCCGCGGCAGCUUUGCGAGCGAAGACGAGAUCGACCUCCUGAGCACCGCCAAGCUUGUCUACCUCAACGCUGUCCUCGAGGAAACACUAAGGAUGUACCCCCCCGUUCCUACCGCCGUACCCCGGCGGACGCCCCCAGAAGGAGCGGAGAUCCUCGGGCGAUGGAUCCCGGGUAACACAACAAUAGGCAUCGCCCACUGGGCCCUCUACCACAACGAAAGGCUCUUCUCCCGGCCUUUCGGGUUCCACCCGGAGCGCUGGCUCGGCGGCGACCCGGCCUUCGCCGGCGACCGCCUCGACGCCCUCCGACCCUUCCACGUCGGGCCCCGCAACUGCCUCGGCAUGAACCUCGCCUACGCCGAGAUGCGCGUCAUGCUGGCCCGCGUCAUCUGGGCGUUCGACCUACGCCUCGACGAGGCGAGCCGCGACUGGACCGACCAGAGCUGCUACAUCGUCUGGAGCAAGACGCCGCUCAUGAUCCACCUGAAGCCGCGGCAGUCGUGA
Molecule: messenger RNA, 1437 nt
Organism: Colletotrichum graminicola M1.001
Lineage: Eukaryota; Fungi; Ascomycota; Sordariomycetes; Glomerellales; Glomerellaceae
Product: cytochrome P450
Exons: 3
Coding region: 1-1437 (478 amino acids)
Molecular function (GO): iron ion binding; monooxygenase activity; heme binding
Source: RefSeq, a predicted model, not a curated record